AUGAAUCGUCCGCCACUCAAUCGUUCCGGGUCAGUGUUCCAAUAUCAAACCUUCGGGAGUCAAGACUUUCAGUACCAGACUUUUGAUUUGAAGGAUGGCAAAUCUAUCCUUCGUCCCAUCGUCCCGCGCGAGCGUAUUCUCUUCAGUGAGAUUCAUCAUGCUGACGAUGCUGAAAAGUCUGGUGUCGAUGAAGGUGAAGGAGAUACCAAGGACACGAGACCUCCGACACCAAUACAGCAACCCGAGCAAGACACCGAUCCGGUUGAGGUUAUAGAUUUGGGCGAUGCAGAUCAGGAUAAUGCCGACCCCGAUGCAGCGGGUGAUGCCCCAGCAAUUGAUGAAGCUGCCACUGAAGCUGAGACGCCUGCUGCAGAUCCAGCGCCAGCCCCGGAAGAUCAGACGGCCGCACCACCUGAAGAGCCCACUGAGCCUACAGUAGACCCGACGCCCGCCGACGGUAGCACCAAUGAAUUACAAACUGACAAUGCGGGCGAUUCAGCACCUCCGCCAGAAGAUUCAGAGCCGCCCGUCGCGGACGACGAACCACCACAGGCUGAUACGGCCGAGCAUACACCAGAAGCUAACGAUUCACCGCCUGUGACGGAGGAGGCCCCUUCGACAACAGAUGCAGCCGCCCCUGAGGAUGCCCCACCACCAGAACAACUCGCCUCCGCCCCGGCCGAGGAUCCAACACCACCUGCAGAGCCUGAAGCGCCCAAAGAAGCCGGCGAAGAAGAGUUUGAGAUGCCGAUCAGGAGAUUAAAGAAGAGGGGCACUAAAGUCGCUGCCCUUGCCCAGAAUUUCGAGAAAGACGAGCCAUCAAGCCCUGAGCCAGUGCCAAAAGCCGAGCCGCAAGUAGAGGCUGAAGCCGCGGGAGAGGCACCUACUGAGCCGGUUCCUGAACCUAAUCCCGAGCCCGCCGUUGAGGCGGCGCCGGAGGGUGGUGAUGAUGCCGCCCCAGAAGCAGCACCCGCCGAGGAAGCUGACCAGAACCCUCCUGAACCUGAAGCAAAUGAGGCUGCUGAAGCAGACAACAAGGCCGCAGAACCUUCAGACGAGCCGCCAGUCCAGCCUGUCGCUGACGCAGAAGCUGUGCCCGUAGAGGAUGGCUCUGCUGGAGAUGCCGACGCUGACGCCACUGUAGAUGCUGACUCGGAGCCCGCUGGAGACGCAGCGCCGCACGAAGAAACUCCAGCAGCAGAUGAGGAACACGCGGAAGGGCCGGAAAGUUCUAAGGCGCUAGAGGACGACGUUCCGGACAACUGGAAUGACGAGCCUUUACCCGUCGAUGAUGAAAAGCCAACGGAACCCGUCGGGGAGCCCGCAGAAUCCGAGGAACAUGCCCCUACAGAUGCUCCCGACGUAGCAGCAGUAGAGGAAAUUGCUCCGGAAGAGGCAGCCACUGAGCCUGCCAAUCCUGACGACCAGAACACCAAUGAGACGGGGGAUGCGGGCGCCGAUGAAGUCAAAGAGGCAGAGCCUGAAGCUGAAGACGCCGUCGAAGCUCCUGCUGGAGAAGCCGUUGGCGAAGCAGACACUGCCCAAUCACCAGGCGAUGAUCCACCCGUCGAAGAACCUGCCGCUGCCGCUGCUGACGAUGGAGUGUCUACAGAAGCAGCCGCACCUGUUGAGCCGGAGGCAGAUAACACUGACAAGCAAGAUGAGGGAGCUCCAGCCCCUGAUGUCGCUCAUGAGGAUGGGUCGGCAGAAGAUGCACCGACUGAGGACGCGCCUGUUGAGGAUGCGCCCGCUGCAGAUCCAUCUGCGGAUGAAGCAAAAGAGGCUGAUGAUGGCGGAGCUGAACCCGCGGGCGAUGCGCCUCCAGACGACGUAGCCGCGGACGCAAAAGAAGACGAUGACGCGCCGGCGGAGGCCACAGCUGCGGAUGAUCCACCGGCAGAGGCUGAGCCUGCCCCUGAAGAUACACCCGCUGAAGAUGCGACAGCUGGAAGCGAUGCCGGCCCCCAGGACGUUCCAGCAGAUGAUGCCCCUCCUGCUGAAGACGCUCCCUCAGCGGAAGACGCGCCCCCAACGGAAGACGCUUCCCCCACCGAAGACGCUUCCCCCACCGAAGACGCCCCCCCGACCGAAGACGCCCCCCCGGCAGAAGACGCCCCGGCAGAAGACGCCCUGGCAGAAGACAUCGCAGUCGAAGACGCGCCCAGCCCGGACACCGACACCGCAAUCGCAGCCGGCGUCGGGGCAGCAGCAGCAGCAGCGGCCGCAGCCGCAACGGUCGCCGGCUCAUCCUCAUCGCAUCGGCGCCGCCGCCGCCACCGACGCGACUCGCACACCACCUCGCAAGGCUAUGUAGAGCGCGAGCGGCGCAAUUCAGACUCGCUCAACGGGCAUCGCACGCGACUAGAGCGGCACAAGGACGAAAAGGGCUUGUUUACGAACCAGUAUGGCCGGGCGAUUGAUAAGUUGAGGUCGAAGCAGGAGGAGAGGCAUAAAACGAAGGAGUAUAGGGACAUGGUGCGGGAGAGGGAGGAGAGGCAUGCUAGGAGGAGGGAGGAGAGGAGGCAGAGGGAGGAGGAGGAGAGGAGGAGGGAGGAGGAGGAAAGGAGAGAGGAGCUGGAGAGGGAGGAGCUGGAGAGGAGAAGGAGGAAGAGGGAAGAAAGGAGGAGGCGGGAGGAGGUGGAGGGCGCUCCUGGGAGCGAGGGGAGGCGUAGGCCGAGUUUUACUGGUAGCGGGCAUUCGGGGGGGAGUUGGAGGGAUGGUGGGCCGAAGCUGGGUCUAUUGAAGAGGAUGACGACGGGAGAGAGUGAUACGGGGAAGGGGAGAUUGUUCUUCAUAAAGUUUAACGAGAGCGUGAUUGGUGGUGGCGAGGAAGAGGGAGAGGAAGAAAGGCGUGGACACGGGAUGAGAACGGACAAGGAUGUCAAGGGGAAGGGCAAGGAGAGAGAGCAGGACAGUAAUAUGCGCAGUGGGCGCAGCGACAGAGAUCGCAGGCGUGAAAAGAGGUAUCAAGAGAGAGAUGUGGCGCCGAUUGUGAAAGUUGCGAGGGCCAUCAGGGACGUGCUUGUAAGUUGA
Messenger RNA from Cyphellophora europaea CBS 101466, 3033 nucleotides. RefSeq lists its product as uncharacterized. The coding region runs from base 1 to 3033 and encodes 1010 amino acids. The transcript is spliced from 3 exons. The record is from RefSeq and is a predicted model, not a curated record. NCBI's taxonomy places the organism in Eukaryota, Fungi, Ascomycota, Eurotiomycetes, Chaetothyriales, Cyphellophoraceae.